GCUGGCGGUGGGCGGGGCGGCGCGCAGCGCGCGUGCGCGGUGACGCGCGGGGCCGUGCCCGCUAUAUGAGCCCCGGCCGGCGCUGACUCGGCCCUUUCCGCCCUGCUCCCGCCCCGCGCCCGGGUCGCUGCGCUGAGACCCCGCGCCCCCGCCGCCCCCCGCCGCCGCCAUGAUCAUCUACCGGGACUGCAUCAGCCAGGAUGAGAUGUUCUCGGACAUCUACAAGAUCCGGGAGGUGGCGGACGGCCUGUGCCUGGAAGUGGAGGGGAAGAUGGUCACCAGGACAGAGGGUCAAAUUGAUGACUCUCUAAUUGGUGGCAAUGCCUCUGCUGAAGGUCCUGAGGGAGAUGGAACAGAAGCCACGGUCAUAACUGGUGUUGACAUAGUAAUUAACCACCACCUUCAGGAGACCAGCUUCACAAAAGAAUCCUACAAGAAGUACAUCAAGGAUUACAUGAAAGCAAUCAAAGCCAGACUUGAGGAACACAAGCCAGAGAGAGUAAAGCCUUUCAUGACUGGGGCUGCAGAACAAAUCAAACACAUCCUUGCCAACUUCAAAAAUUACCAGUUCUUUGUAGGGGAGAACAUGAAUCCAGAUGGAAUGGUGGCUCUCCUGGAUUUCCGUGAGGAUGGUGUGACCCCAUAUAUGAUUUUCUUUAAGGACGGCUUAGAAAUCGAGAAAUGUUAACAAAUCAAACAGUAUGGUUUUGGAUCACUUGUCUUCAUAGCUGGCUGCUGUUCUUCUUCAUCGGCACAACACCAGGAAUCAGCAAUGUCUAACAACUGGACUGAUGUCAUCUUGAGCUUUAUUCACUUAUUUUUGACCCUGAUUUGGAGUGGAGGCAUUGUUUUCAAAAACAAAACAUCUAUCAUGUAGGUUGUCUAAAAUAAAACUCAUUUAAACCCA
Oenanthe melanoleuca is the source of this 907-nucleotide messenger RNA. It is a transcript of the gene TPT1, whose product is annotated as tumor protein, translationally-controlled 1. Gene Ontology annotation, molecular function: calcium ion binding. Gene Ontology annotation, cellular component: cytoplasm. The coding region runs from base 170 to 688 and encodes 172 amino acids. The record is from RefSeq and is a predicted model, not a curated record. NCBI's taxonomy places the organism in Eukaryota, Metazoa, Chordata, Aves, Passeriformes, Muscicapidae. The transcript has 6 exons.